UCUUCCGGUGGUAAACAGUCCCACGGUUGACAGUUCCACAGCUUUUCCCAGCCGUGAUCGCAAACAUGCCGGGCUCAGACCGAGAAACGGAGCUGACGGAGAGAAUCGAAGCGUUUUUGUCGGACCUGAAGCGCGGUGGCAGCGGAACCGGACCUCUGCGGGGGUCGGCAGAGACUGCCCGGGAAACGACGUCCCUUCUCCGCAGAAUCAUUUCACAGGCCCGGUGGAGCAGCGCAGGUGAUCUGAUGGAAAUCAUCCGAAAAGAAGGCAGGAGGAUGGCCACCGCUCAGCCGUCAGAGACCACGGUCGGGAACAUGAUCAGGCGGGUGUUGAAGAUCAUCAGAGAAGAGUAUGCGAGGUCACGAGGCAGCAGCGAGGAAACCGACCAGCAGGAGUCUCUACACAAGCUGCUGACCUCUGGAGGACUCAGCGAGGAGAAUUUCCGACAACACUUUGCCCCUCUGAAGUCAAACGUGAUCGAAGCGAUCAAUGAGCUGUUGACAGAGCUGGAGGGAACCACCGACAACAUUGCCAUGCAGGCUCUGGAGCACAUCCACUCCAAUGAGGUCAUCAUGACAAUCGGCCGCUCUCGCACCGUGGAAGCUUUUCUUAAAGAUGCCGCACGCAAACAACGCAAGUUUCACGUCAUUGUGGCGGAGUGCGCCCCCUUCUGCCAGGGACAUGAGAUGGCCACCAGUCUUUCCACCGCUGGAAUUGAAACCACAGUGAUCACGGAUGCCGCCAUAUUUGCCGUCAUGUCUCGUGUCAACAAGGUUAUCAUUGGAACACAGACGGUCCUAGCGAACGGAGGCCUGAGGGCGGUGAACGGGACGCACACGUUGGCCCUGGCCGCCAAGCACCACUCCACACCCCUCAUCGUAUGCGCACCCAUGUUCAAGCUGUCGCCUCAGUUUCCCAAUGAAGAGGACACUUUCCACAAGUUUGUGUCUCCACACGAGGUGCUUCCUUUCACCGAAGGCGAGAUCCUGUCCAAGGUGAACGUCCACUGUCCCGUGUUUGACUACGUCCCACCGGAGCUCAUCACGCUGUUCAUCUCCAACAUCGGAGGACACGCCCCUUCCUACAUCUACCGACUGAUGAGUGAACUCUACCACCCUGAAGACCAUGAGCUUUAGCUUCGUCUCUAAUAAAGGAGGAAAUUGA
Synchiropus splendidus (mandarinfish) is the source of this 1164-nucleotide messenger RNA. It is a transcript of the gene eif2b2, whose product is annotated as eukaryotic translation initiation factor 2B, subunit 2 beta. Gene Ontology annotation, cellular component: eukaryotic translation initiation factor 2B complex. Lineage: Eukaryota; Metazoa; Chordata; Actinopteri; Syngnathiformes; Callionymidae. Bases 66 to 1136 code for a protein of 356 amino acids. Gene Ontology annotation, molecular function: guanyl-nucleotide exchange factor activity; translation initiation factor activity. Gene Ontology annotation, biological process: translational initiation. The transcript has 8 exons. The record is from RefSeq and is a predicted model, not a curated record.